ACCGACGCAACUAACUGGCGGACGCUACGCCUCGGUCUUUCCGGGUCCUUGCACGCUUAGUCCCCACUUCUGCUGACCCUGGGCCCGAGGGAGAGCCGGAAGGGACCCUCUGAUCAAGAACUGAAAUGCAUAAAAGCAGCUGGCAGAGCAGAAGACGUGGGAGAAGAAGCCAGCAACAGAACACUUGGUUCAGACAACCUGGUUCUCACGAGAGGAACAACGCAGGGGCACAGCAGAGCCCACAGGGGUCCAGCCGCAGUGAUGAUGAGGCCCCCUCCACCUCAUCCAGCUCAGCUGGCAGUUCUUCUGUGCCAGAUCUGCCAGGUUAUUACUUUGAUCCUGAGAAGAACCGCUACUUCCGCUUGCUCCCGGGACAUAAUAACUGCAACCCCCUCACUAAGGAGAGCAUCCGGCAGAAGGAAAUGGAGAGCAAAAGGCUGCAGCUGCUAGAGGAAGAGGACAGGCAGGGAAAGAGAAUAGCCAGGUUGGGAUUUAAUGCAUCUUCCUUGCUACAAAAAAGCAAGCUGGGUUUUCUCAACGUCACCAGUUAUUGCCGUUUAGCCCAUGAGUUGCGAGUGAGCUGCAUGCAGAGGAAGAAGGUCCAGAUUCAGAGCUCAGAUCCCUCCGCUUUGGCGAGUGACCGAUUUAACCUGAUACUGGCAGACACCAACAGCGACCGGCUCUUCACAGUCAACGAUGUCAAAGUCGGAGGCUCCAAGUACGGCAUCAUCAACCUGCACGGCCUGAAGACACCCACGCUCAGGGUGCAUAUGCAUGAGAACCUCUACUUCACCAACCGGAAGGUGAACGCUGUGUGCUGGGCCUCACUGAAUCACCUCGAUUCCCACGUUCUGCUGUGUCUCAUGGGAAUUGCAGAGACUCCAGGCUGUGCCACCUUGCUCCCGGCAUCACUGUUUGUCAAUAGUCAUCCAGGCGGAGACCGCCCUGGAAUGCUCUGCAGCUUCCGGAUCCCCGGGGCCUGGUCCUGUGCGUGGUCCCUGAACAUCCAGGCCAAUAACUGCUUUAGUACAGGCUUGUCUCGGCGAGUCCUGGUGACCAGCGUGGUGACCGGACACCGGCAGUCGUUUGGGACCAACAGUGACGUCUUGGCCCAGCAGUUUGCCCUCACGGCUCCUUUGCUGUUUAAUGGCUGUCGUUCCGGGGAAAUCUUUGCCAUUGAUCUCCGUUGUCGAAAUCAAGGCAAGGGUUGGAAAGCCACCCGCCUAUUCCAUGAUUCAGCAGUUACCUCCGUACGGAUCCUCCAAGAAGAGCAGUGCCUGAUGGCAUCCGACAUGGCUGGAACGAUCAAGCUGUGGGACCUGAGGAACAAUAAGUGUGUAAGGCAGUACGAAGGGCACGUGAACGAGUAUGCCCACCUGCCCCUGCACGUGCACGAGGAAGAAGGAAUCGUGGUGGCAGUGGGCCAGGACUGCUACACGCGAAUCUGGAGCCUCCAUGAUGCCCGCCUGCUCAGAACCAUACCCUCCCCACACCCCACCUCCAAGGCCGACAUUCCCAGUGUGGCUUUCUCUUCUCGGCUUGGGGGCUUCCAGGGAGCGCCAGGGCUGCUCAUGGCCGUCCGACAGGACCUUUACUGCUUCUCUUACAACUAAAUCUGCAGAGUGCAGCCUGAGGGAUGUGGGUGUGACUCAAGGGAGCAAAGGAGGAGCCAUGUUUUUGCCACAGUUGCUGUUUCCAGUGACAGUAUUUUAAAUGGAUGCUCCAUGUAUGCAUGUCUCAUCCAUCCAGCUGCUGAGGAAAAGGUGCUGUGUUUUAUGUGGAGACACUUCAGUAAGUUAUUUCAGCUAAGUUGUGUGUUCAAAAGCUUAAAAGUCCUUUUCAUAAAAGGUACCUAUUUCCUUGUUGAAUUCCUCAGAAUAGUCCCUUCUUCCCACCCUCUUUUUUUUUUUUAAGCAAAAAAUACUUUUCUAAGGGCGGAUGACUGACAAUAACUAAAGCUGCUACUUUCACCAAAAGCCCUUUCAAGAAGCCUCAUGAUGAGACAGGGUGAGACUUGGUAGACAGUGCCCGGAUCUCAGUACAUGCCUCUGUACUUGAAAAGCCAGCUGGAGGGAAGGGGAAGUCAUUUCUCUGAGUCUCUGGAGAAGGAUUUAAGCCUGGAGUUGGGGGUCAUUAAACUAGCCUUCUCAAACUCCCCUGAUACAGUAGCAGAUACAGUAUCCCGUCUCGGGGGUUCUCCUUUUGACGGUUCAUAGGCAUGGGAAGGAAGGAUGGAUCCUUUUAGAUGCUAAAGGUUUUAGACAGACCUUAGCGUGCCUUUGUCAAGGCACCUUCCAGGAUGUUAAGUACAGCGGCUCCAGUUUCUGUCAUGGGGACAUAAAUGUCAGAUUCAAGGGCCCCAUCUCAAAGAAAGUUGGCUUUGACCUUUUGUAAUCUAGGAGAAGCACUUUCUAAGAUGUUUAUACAAAGUAUUAAUACAAAGAGCCUGUCUUUCGACCAAACAAUAAACUAGAAAGAACCACA
Molecule: messenger RNA, 2484 nt
Organism: Phacochoerus africanus (Common warthog)
Lineage: Eukaryota; Metazoa; Chordata; Mammalia; Artiodactyla; Suidae
Gene: DCAF4
Product: DDB1 and CUL4 associated factor 4
Exons: 14
Coding region: 126-1613 (495 amino acids)
Cellular component (GO): Cul4-RING E3 ubiquitin ligase complex
Molecular function (GO): protein binding
Source: RefSeq, a predicted model, not a curated record